UAGCAACAACGGGAAGGGAGAGCUAGGGCAUACAAUGGAGGACGACUUUCUGCCAAUCAGGAAGACAGUGGGGCAGGAAGCGCUGCUACUGUAGCUGGCAGGAAGGGCCGAUGAGUUGCAAUCAAGUCUCCUAGGCUAGGAUCAGGGCUGCAGUGGAGAAGUGCUGCUCGACAUUGCGCUUGGCAAAAGGUCCGCGUGCCUUUUGCAAUUCAGCAAUUCAUUGACUGAAGGUGGAAUGAUGACGAGCAGAGGCAAAAGGCGAGCAGUUGUCAUACUCUCAGACUCGGAUUGUGACUCUGGUGUGGAUGAGGAUGUGAGUGGGAUAAUCGCUAAGGAGGAUGCCAGAGGGUCCCCAAAGUCACGCAAGCCGUCAAAGAAGUCGAUAAAAGGACUGGGACUAUCCAGGAAGGGGCUAACAGCUUCCAGCAAUGGAAAUGGCGCAAAAGCAGCACAGGCUCAGAAUGUGGAGCGCUUUGUUAGGCGAGAGCGCGCAGAGGUUGGGGGUGCCUUUGCCUGGCCAACCUUCCAACCUCCGGCCAAGAAGCCAAAGCUCGACCCCGCACCUGACAGCAAUCCAGAACGUCGGGGCACUCAAGACAGCCUGCUCCUAAAGACGCCACGCACUACAAUCUGGGCCGACAAGUACUUUCCUGCUUUAGAAGAGGAGCUGGCUGUGCAGAAGAAGAAAGUAGGCGAGGUGAAAGCAUGGCUGGAAUCGUGCCAAUCAGGUUCCAGCAGCAGCAAGGUGCUUCUCUUGGUCGGGCCCCCUGGUGCAGGCAAGAGCACGACAGUGCACGUCCUGUGCAAGCCUCUGAACCUCCAGGUCACUGAAUGGCAGACGCCGGUCCCAACUCUCUGGGAAGAACACGUGCACCAUAGAGGGGUCGGUCCCGGCUACUCUUCCAAGCUGGACGACUUUGACGCCUUCCUCGACAAAGCCGAGAAGUUUCCGCUCGUCCCACUGGUUCCCUCCCUUGCAACCCUGACCCUAGACCCUCAAACCUCCAACGGGUCCCCCCCCAAUAUGAAGCUCAGCCAGCAAGUUCCGCAAGGGAAAGUGGUGCUCAUAGACGACAUGCCGCUCGCAGCAGAGGGAGACAGGAGGCAGCGGUUGUGUGACAGCCUGGAGAUUCUUGCUCGCAGCGCUCGGUUCCCGACCGUUGUGAUACUCUCAGAGGGGCAGGCGGGCCAGUCGGGGCAGGGCGACAAUCAACCGCGGUGGGGGGCAACCGCCGCGUUUCAGCAGGCCCUCGAAAGAGGGGGCGCAGCGAGGAUUUCCUUCAACGACAUUACGAAGGCCAACAUUUGCAAAGUCCUUCGCCGGGUUGCCAACGAGGAACGGUACGACCCCCCUGAAGAGGACCUGGCUGCAAUUGCAGAGGAGAGUGGGGGGGAUCUACGGCAAGCGCUCGCGACUCUCCAGUUCCAUUGCCUCGGGCAGAGCCAGAGCGCCAAACCGGUGAAGAAAGCCAAGAAGAAAAAGGCCGCAGCAAAGCGCGGCAAGAAGGGGGCGCUCGAAGAUUCUGAGGAUGUCGGUCAAAACGGUACUCAAGCGUCGGUCGUGGAGGACGACCUAGGGGUACCUGAUUCUCAAGCGGAGAAUCGACCGGAGCUCAGGGGCCGGGACUCGGGCUUGUCCCUCUUCAGGGCCCUUGGCAAGUUUCUGUACAACAAGCGAGUCGACGCUGAUGUCAGCGGCCAGGUCAGCGCCAACGGUGACGUCAGCGGAGACCAGGCCCUCCGGGAGGAGCUGCGGCGGCGGCCGAUGGCUUCGGCGCAGCCCCCCGAGGCGACGCUCGCGCGCGCGCACCUCGACGGCCCGGCCGUCACCGCCUUCCUCCACGAGAACGUGCUCCACUUCGUGGACGACGACGCGAUUGAUGACGUCAGCGUGACGUCGGCGUACUUCAGCGACGCGGACCACAUCCUGCGGCGGCGUGCGGGGGGCGCGAGGGCGUCGCCUGCGGAGGACCAGGGGGCGGAGCCGGACCCCGGGAGGGUGGGGCAUGCGGCAGCGGCAGCGAUUGCAGCGCGGGGGGUUUUGUUUGGGAUCGUGCACCCGGCGCCGCGGAAGUGGCAAGCGUUCCGGGCGCCGGUGUCGGGGCAGGUCGAGCGGAGAAGACUGGAGACCUUGGCUCAAAUCCAGCGCGCGUCUCUCUCGCAAAGCUCCAGUUACCUCGCUCCAGGAGCUGCAGGGUCAGCGGUCCUUGCUUUGGAGCUACUGCCAUUUAUGAAACACAUCGAAGCACUGCGGAGGUGGAAAGCUGCAAACGGGGAGGGCACAGCGCGGCAGGAAGAGAGCCUUGAACAUGGCAUAUCACUGAGCACGUGGGGGCCUGUUUUCGAAAUUGACCGACGAAAAGAGUCGGCAGAGGUCGAAGAAGAAGCGGAGGAGAUAGAAGAAUGGUAAUGUUCUACUGAUCGUAUGCUGUACACAAUUAGGAGGGUUCGUGUCAAUGCCGCAGUUCACAUGUACAUUAUGAAGCACCUAGAGCUGCCAGUGAAGCAAUGAAAGGCGCCUUGGAUUGGUUCAAAAUCUACUGAGGAAUCAGUACCUAAGCUGUGGUGCAUGAUCAUGCCUGUAAGCGGUCUGUUUCAAUCAAGUUGUGCACUGAUCAAGAU
This is a messenger RNA of Klebsormidium nitens, 2622 nucleotides long. The record is from the annotation of a GenBank genome assembly. Lineage: Eukaryota; Viridiplantae; Streptophyta; Klebsormidiophyceae; Klebsormidiales; Klebsormidiaceae.